AGAGUCUUGUUUACAAAGGGCUCUUGCGCAGAAUUUCUGACGCAGCUCUGGCACUUUGCCCUGAUCGGUUCGCGUUUCUAACGUAGGGGUUGCGACACCAACGGAGCAGCUGUCAGUCAAAGGACAUUUAAAUGGCAACACUGUAAAACAACACAACAUACUGUACUGUAAAUUCAAAACCGAUACAGUAUUCAUGUAUCGUACUAAUUUAGUCGGUCCUGCGUUAGGAUUUAGUGGUUAUAUACAUUUGAACUACAUACUUGUUGAAGUGUGAUAUUAUUUGUUAACUGUUGUUUUUAAGCAUACGUGAUAUUAAAAAAAAAAAAUGAUCGACGAAGAGGAAGAAUCAUUACAGAGAACCAAACGCAGGUAUGAGGAUUUCUGCAGGAACCUAAACAUGGACGAGGCCGCUAGCAGCGAAGCCUGGGGCAGCUACGAAAGGAUAAGCAAGAACUAUACCCUGGAAGGUAGUGAGCUGCACUGGCUCGCGUGUGCCUUGUAUGUUGCAUGCAGAAAGGCAGUCCCAACAGUAAGCAAGGGCACAGUUGAAGGGAACUAUGUGUCUUUAACGAGAAUCCUACGCUUCUCUGAACAGAGCUUGAUUGAGUUUUUCAGUAAGAUGAGGAAAUGGGAAGACAUGGCAGGUCUCUCCCAGGAAUUCCGUCAGCGCACUGAGAAGCUGGAGCGGGACUUCACUGUGUCUGCAGCGCUUUACAAGAAGUACCUCCCCAUAUUCCAGGAUGUGUUCCGAGAUUCCCAGGAGGAUCCGCCCAGACAGCAGCGGAGUCGGAAACAAAGGCGUCAGCCCUGCACAGUGUCUGAACUUUUUAACUUUUGCUGGAUCCUGUUUGUACAUGCUAAAGGGAACUUCCCUAUGAUCAGUGAUGACCUGGUGAACUCGUAUCAUCUCCUGCUGUGUGCACUGGAUCUGGUGUACGGGACCACUCUGCUCUGCACCAAUCGGAAGGAUCUGUUGAAUCCCAGCUUUAAAGGGCUCCCUGAAGACCUUCACAGUAAGGACUAUAAGGCUCCCUCAGAAGCGGUGUGCAUCAUUGAGCAGCUGUGUAGUCUGCAUGACGGCUUGGUGUUGGAGGCUAAAGGGAUUAAAGAGCACUUCUGGAAACCUUUCAUCAAAAAACUGUUUAAUAAAAAGAUUUUAAAAGGAAAGGAAGAAAAUCUUUCAGGAUUCUUAGAUCCAGGAAACUUUGGAGAUAGUUUCAAAGCUCUAAACCGGGCCUACGAGGAGUAUGUGCUGUCUGUGGGGAGUUUAGAUGAGAGGAUAUUCCUGGGAGAAGAGGCCAAUGAGGAGAUAGGAACCCCCAGCACGUACAGGCACUCCGCCUUGGACAUGGACCCCACGGAGCGCGGUCAGGGCAGACACAGCCUCCAGCCGCUUCUCCACAAGUCCAAGGCCCUCCGAGUCUCAACACCACUUACUGGCCGCCGAUACAUAAAGGACAGCAACAUUUCCCAAACCCCGGUUUCCACGGCAACGCAGAGCGUGGGCCGCCUACACAGCAUCCUGACAGGACUGAAACAGGGGCCCAGUGAAACCCUGCUGCAGACUCUCAGAACGUGUUCAAGAGACCCUUCUCAGUCCAUCGCUGUCAGACUGAAGGAAAUGUUUGAAGUAUUCUGCCAACAUUAUAGCACAUCUAGUGAGGAGUAUUCAGGUCUUUCAAAAGACAUUGCUGUGAAACGCUUCCGUUUGGCAGAAGUGCUUUACUAUAAAAUCCUGGAAGGGGUCAUUAAUCAAGAAAAGAAGAGGUUAGGGGACACAGACCUGUCUGGGAUCCUGGAGCAGGAUGUAUUCCACAGGUCCCUCCUCGCCUGCUGCCUUGAGAUUGUCAUCUUCUCAUACCGCCCCCCGGGAGACUUCCCCUGGGUCAUUGAAAUCUUCGACCUGCCACCAUAUCACUUCUAUAAGGUGAUCGAGGUCCUGAUCCGCACGGAGGACGGGCUCAUCAGAGAGGUGGUGAAGCACCUGAACCAGGUGGAGGAGCAGGUCCUGGAGAGCAUGGCCUGGAGACAGGACUCCCCUCUGUGGGAGAGCGUGCGCGGGGUCAAGAACAGAGUGCCAGCCUGCGAGGAGGUGAUGCCAUCCCAGCAUUUUGAGAGUCCAGAGGGACCCGGUACCACCAACUCCCCUCUGACCCCCAGCAGGGUGAAUGAGAUCCGUGCCGACUGUGCUGGGAAGGCCGCCUUCCCGUCUCCCGCGAGUCUGCACGAGCGCUACAGCUCCCCAGCAGCAGGGACUGCCCGGAGGAAGCUCUUUGUGGACGCUGACAGUAAUCCUGAUUCCGGAGGCCCGGUGAGAGUCUCCCAGCCACCCCUAGUGAACACAGUGCCAGUGCAGAGCAGGGCAGGCGACACCGUCUCCAUCACUGGGCAGACAGUGGUAACCAUGGCGACAGCUACCGUCACCGCCAACAAUGGGCAGACUGUAACAAUACCCGUACAAGGUAUAGCUAAUGAGAAUGGAGGAAUCACCUUUAUUCCUGUCCAAGUGAGUGUGAGCGCUCAGACCCUGGCCGGCACUCUCAACACGCAGCAGAUCACAGGCUCCACCCUGCAGGUGGCUGGACCGGUGGCCCUGUCUGCAGGACAGCAGCAGAAGAAAAGCCAACAGAGCCCAGCCAGCACCAAACCCAGGAGGACCGGCUCCCUGUCGCUCUUCUUCAGGAAGGUUUACCAUUUGGCAAGCGUGCGCCUGAGAGACCUGUGUGCAAAGCUGGAUAUUUCAGACCAUCUGAGGAGAAAGAUCUGGACGUGCUUCGAGUUCUCCCUCGUCCACUGUACGGAGCUCAUGGUGGACCGCCAUUUGGACCAACUGCUUAUGUGCGCUAUAUACGUCAUGACGAAGGUGACAAAGGAGGACAAGUCAUUUCAGAAUAUCAUGAAGUGCUACAGGACUCAGCCUCAGGCCAACAGCAGCGUGUACAGAAGCGUGUUGAUAAAGGGACGAAGGAGACGGAACUCUGGGAGCAGCGAUGGCAGCGUGCGUCAGAACUCCCCCAGCGGGGCCAGCAAGGACAAAACCAGUAGAGACUCGAGCCCCGUCCUCAUGCGCUCCAGCAGCACGCUGCCCGUCCCCCAGCCCAGCAGUGCCCCCCCCACGCCCACCCGCCUCACUGGAGCCAACAGCGACAUAGAGGAGGAGGAGCGAGGCGACCUCAUCCAGUUCUACAACAGCAUCUACAUCAAAGAGAUCCGCGAGUUCGCACUGCGGUACUCCCCCAAUGGCAACGUCACAGCUGGGCAGGCGGAAGUUCCUCCCCUGUCGCCCUACCCCUCUCUGCGCACUGGCUCCCCUCGGCGAGUCCUCCUGUCCCAGCACCACUCCGUCUACAUCUCUCCUCACAAGAACGGAGGCGGCCUGUCUCCCAGGGACAAGAUAUUCUACUACUUCAGCAGCAGCCCCUCCAAGAGGCUGCGAGAGAUCAACAGCAUGAUUAAAACAGGGGAGACCCCGACCAAGAAACGGGGCAUUUCAUUAGAGGACAGCAGGGAGUCUCCGGCGAAGAGGGUGUGCCAGGAGAACCACACUGCCUUGUUCCGCAGGCUGCAGGAUGUGGCCAAUGACAGAGGCUCACAGUAACUUGCUGCGGGGUGUAUCGCUGCCUCCAGGUUUGUGUGUCUGUAUAUAGACAUGCAUGAGAAGAUGCCAUGGUACCUGCUAGCUCUUGUUUGCACUGCUGUCAAGAGCUAUGAAAAGCAGUCCAGAUUUGAAUCUCUCUCUCUAUGAUAAAAUUGAAAUUCCCAUUGCAGUACCAGCAGUUAUAAUAUUCAGCCAAAUAAUAUUUGCACCACCUUUGUGAUUGCAGUAAGUUUUAUUUGGUCUGCAGUACUGACAAUGCAGUGCAGGGUAUUUUAGUAAAGUAAUAACAUUUUAGUACUGUAUUUGUUAUAUAAUAUACAUACACAAUAUCUGAAAGCAAACGCAUCCAUUUUCUAGACAUGACCAGGUUUAAGAUAGUCAAGACGCAAAAUCGUGCAAGUACAUCAGAUAUUUCACUUUUACAACAGGAUUACUGUUAAAUGUAUAUUUUUCUACUUCUAGAAGAUUUUAACUCAAUUUGGAAAACUAAGAAAAUCGCAUACGGUUACCUUAAUAUUUUUCUAGCCGUGUAGUUGUAGGUGCUCCAUAUGGCUACAUUGUUAUAAAAUACCAUUGGUAUAGCACAUUAAUGAUAUUAAAAGAACUAACUGUAUAGGGAUAAGUUACAUAAAAACAUAUAUUUUCAGACGAGAAAACAGCAACUUGUUAAUAGGGCGGAAGGAUGGUAUGGUAAAUAUAAACAAUAUAUUAAAAAUUGUACCAGAGUGCAGAAUGCGCUCUAUAUCCUGGAGGUCAUCGGUUUGAGUCCAGGCUAUUCCACUACCGACCGUGGGCGGGAGAUCCCGGGGGGGGGGUAUCCUCAGCUGACCACGCAACACCGAACCCUGUAGACUGGCCAGGCGCCUGCACGCUUGCCUGUAAGAUGCCCAGAGCUGCGUUGUCCUUAGACGCUGCAGCUUUGGGUUGACUGCAUGGCGGGCCCGCGCAGUGAAAAAAAAACGGUCAGCUAACGGCACACGCUUCGGAGGACAGCGUGUGUUCGUCUUCGCCACUCUAGAGUCAGCGCAAGGGUGGUAGUGGUGAGCUGAGCCUAAAAAUACAAUUGGACAUUUCAGAUUGGGAGAAAAAAAAAAAACCAGUUGCUGACUACUAAAUUAAAAAAAUAAUACUACAAAUAAAGAAAGAAUAUUAAAAGCACAUUACUGAACCCAAAACUUACAAUCGCAUGAACCAAAAUUCAAAAUGAGCUCAAUAUGCAGACUUUAGCAUUAACAAAAUCCGUCACUUUAUAGUGCACAGGACUUACAUUUACCAAGCUUUAAAAAAUAAAUAAAUAAAUAAUAAUUACAGGCGUUCUAGAUUUGCACUAUUUUGUAUUUAAAAUGUGCUUUGAUAUAAUCGUUGGUCCUGUAUGUCUACUUUUGCAACCAAAGUAAUACAUAUUCACACUGAAAAAAAAAAAAAAAAAAAAAUUCAAAGAUUACACAUGUAUAGAUUUGUUUAUCUCUAAGCUUUAUAUACAUGAAAGAUUAGUCUGUUUUGCUGUUUAAGCCCCCCUCCCACAUACAAAAAAAAAAUGUAUAUAUCAUAUGUAAAUAUUAAUUUAUUUAUAGUAAUUGCCGUACAAUUAAUAUUCUGUAAAAUGCCUUUGUCAAUUAUACCUAUUGUAUGUUUGUGUGAAACAGGAUUUAUUUGAGAUGCAUGUUAUAUUUUGCCAUUCAUAUUGAAAAUAGAAACAUUGGUUAUAAAAUGGUUGCAGCUUUUUGCUUUUUCUGCUUAGUACUGUACUAUGUAAAAGGAAACCUUUUCACAUUAAAAUUUAAGGGGAACCUUUUUUCUGAUCUUCCUUCAA
Molecule: messenger RNA, 5411 nt
Organism: Acipenser ruthenus (sterlet)
Lineage: Eukaryota; Metazoa; Chordata; Actinopteri; Acipenseriformes; Acipenseridae
Gene: rbl2
Product: retinoblastoma-like 2 (p130)
Exons: 22
Coding region: 326-3598 (1090 amino acids)
Biological process (GO): regulation of transcription by RNA polymerase II; negative regulation of G1/S transition of mitotic cell cycle; cell differentiation
Cellular component (GO): transcription regulator complex; nucleus; chromatin
Molecular function (GO): RNA polymerase II transcription regulatory region sequence-specific DNA binding
Source: RefSeq, a predicted model, not a curated record